Dicrocoelium dendriticum is the source of this 3288-nucleotide messenger RNA. Lineage: Eukaryota; Metazoa; Platyhelminthes; Trematoda; Plagiorchiida; Dicrocoeliidae. The record is from the annotation of a GenBank genome assembly.
GCUACAUCACAGAACUCUAUGGCAUGCAGAAUGUUGUGGCAUUCGACGUCAGCCGCUUAGCUUCCUCCCCAAACUAUCAAGGGAGCGGGCCGAAAAUUUUGAAAGUUACCUUGGCUACGCCGGAGAUGGCAUCAAUGGCAAUUAACGUGUGGUACCACAGCAGAAGGCUAGGACCACCAGAAGUACGACUGAGACCAUUCCUGCAAGCAGUACAGACCACUGGUACAGUUGAGUCAGACCUGGCUUUUCCGACCAUAGACCAGCCAAGCGUGCAAACACUCGUGUCAAAAAACGUGGGCAGACCGGCACUGUUUGUGCCGGUCAAACACAGCGAACCCACCUCCUAAUGCGGCAACAAAUGCAAUGCUGCUACACAAACGCCCAAGGGCUUUACUCCAAGUUGCCGGAAUUGCGCCAUCGGCAUGAAGCAGCAACUUGGGACAUCAUAGCAUUAACUGAAACCUGGCUCUCAAACGAGAUUUUGGAUCCAGAAAUUGAACUUAGUGAAAUGUCAGUCAUUCGAAAUGAUCGUCCAUCUCGCGGUGGUGGCGUUGCUAUCUACUACCGAGAUCACCUGAAAUGUGAAGCUCUCACUGAGCAUUCCCUUAUUAUCCCCGACGCCUUAUUUUGCCGGCUGCAGCUAUCCGGUCCCGAUAGUUGUCCUCAGAAGAAGACACAUGAUGCUUGCCUCAUAGCAGUUGUCUACAGGCCGCCGAACUCCUCCGCCGACAGCGAUGAUAUUCUGUUAAAUGCUCUCCAAUAUGCUAUGUCGAAAAAGUACUCACACUACCUAAUAAUGGGUGACUUCAAUGUACCGUCAAUAGCAUCUGUGUUCCCAAGUGGGCCAUGCUUCAAAUCAAAACUCCUUGAGUUCUUGACUAUGGCAGUUUUGUAUAACCAUGUGGAUCAACCAACCAGACACCGCGGUUCAAACAAGCCUUCAAUACUUGAUUUAAUCCUGACUAAUGAGGAGUUAAUGGUUGAGUCGGUUUCAUACAACCCCCCGCUAGGUUGUAGCGAUCAUUCAGUUCUAACGUUUGAUUAUGUGUGUUAUGCCAGUAUGGUUGACAAAGAACCAGAAACCCGACGAUUCAUCACCAACUAUUCCAAGCUUCACACUAUAGCGACAACCGUUGACUGGGACCUCCAGAUGCACACUUCGGCGAAUGAUGCCUGGCAAGUGUUGAAAGGCAAGAUAAACUGGGUCCUACAAUCAGCUUCAAAAGACGUACCAUUACGAGUUUCGCGACGGAGCAACAACUGGAUCCGGAGUAGAACACGUAAGUGGUUGAAUAGGCGAGACGAGGCUUGGAGGGGUCAUUUGCUAGGUCCAAGUGAUAUCACGUGGAAUCAUUACAAAACAGUCAGAAACUACUGCACUUCACUCCUUAGGGCUGACAAGUACGAAUGGCAGGAAACUAUGGUACACAAAUUUACUAGCAAUCACAAACUGCUCUACCGGUAUGUGAAUGACAAAAGGAAGGUUAAGACGGGAAUACCACCACUAGAGACGGUCAAUGGCCUAACGGUUACUGAAGAGGAGACCGCGGACGCAUUGCUCAUGCAGUUUGUCUCAGUGACUAGACACACCAUGGAACCAUCGCCUUGCUACAUCCCAGCAAAUGUCGUCGGCUUAUCCACGGUCAACUUUAGCCCUACAUCUGUGGCAAAGAAAUUACAGUCGCUCAGGGAAAAUAGUGCGCCGGGAAUUGACAAGAUUUGUCCGAAAGUACUUAAAACCCUUGCACCCACCAUGGCAGUCCACCUUGCAACCUUUUUCCAGUUUCUAUUUGAUUCUCAUACACUUCCGUCUGAGUGGAAACGUGGACUUAUCACUCCGAUAUACAAGGGAGGUAAGCGGUCAGACCCUGCCAACUACCGACCUAUUACUCUCCUUCCUGUUCUAUCAAAAGUGAUGGAGUCUAUAAUCGCUGAUGAAAUGGUGAGAUAUUUUGAAAGUCUACAAAUCAUCUCCAACCUCCAACAUGGAUUCAGACGCGGACGAUCUUGCCUCACCAAUCUACUACUUGCUCGGGACUCAUGGACCAGGGCUGCUGACGAGGGAGUUCCCGUAGAUGUGAUUUACUUAGACUUUUCUAAGGCAUUCGACAGAGUCAAUCACCCAGCACUUCUCCGAAAGCUUGCGGCCUAUGGUAUCCACGGAUCCUUGCUUACAUGGUUGGAAAGUUACUUAUACGACAGAAGAAUCGAGGUAAGGAUCGCCAACACCCACUCCGAUAGUCUAUGCGUCACUAGCGGCGUACCGCAAGGAUCAGUUCUCGGCCCGUUACUCUUUUUAGUCUAUAUCAACGACCUCCCUGCCAACAUUCAAUCACCUAUGCAAAUAUUCGCCGACGAUGCUAAGAUGUGGCGAGCUAUUCAGUCAACAUCUGACCCUGUCUAUCUGCAGGAUGACCUGAACCGGAUUCACGAAUGGGCAGUAAGCAACCAACUACCCCUGAACCCCGAAAAGUGUCACCUGUUGUCGCUGCGCAGUAACUGCAGCAACACAUAUCACCUGGGGCAGCGCGUUAUAAAACAGGUGAGCAACGAAAGAGACUUAGGGGUCAUCGUGCAAGAAGGUCUGGGUAAUUCGCUCCAAUGUUCAAAGGCAGCUAACAUAGCGAACUUAAACUUGAGGCUUUUGAGGCGAGCGCUCGGUACCUUCGAGCGGCAACUCGUGCCAUUAUUGAUUAACGCCUACAUUCGUCCCCACCUCGAGUAUGCGGUGCAGGCAUGGCGUCCGUGGUUAAAACGGGACAUUCGUCUCCUGGAGCAACCACAAAGAAGAGCCACUAAGGCAACACGUGGUCUAUCGGGCCUUAGUUAUGAACUGCGCCUUCGUUCGAUCGGUCUGUACUCCUUAGAAUACCGACGACUUCGCGGUGAUCUGAUCCUCACUUACCGGAUACUAAGAGAAGAGGACCAUCCAUGUAAGUCGCUGUUAACAUUAUCUGCCGACAAACGAUGCCGAGGCCAUGCACUAAAACUUGUGACUCAAUAUUCCCGUUUAGAUUGUAGAAAGUUUUUUUACUCUCUUAGUGUCUGUCCGCACUGGAACGCACUGCCAUCGCAUGUGGUUAACGCACCAAACAUCGAGACAUUCGAAAGACUAUUGGACUUGCACUUACAUGAUACACAUUAUAUAACGGUAUGACAAACUGCAGUGUCUAACUUACUGAUAUUUUUGUGUCACACCUGAAACUUUUGUUUUCUUCCAUUUGCCAUCCUGUGGGUCUUGUAAAGUUAUUGCUUUUUAUCCCACCAUACACUAUUGAACUAUUGAAC